CAGCAGCAAAGAUACGUUAGGAGCCUCUGCCCCCUCCAUCUUUGAGUGGUCAAUCUCUACCCACCAAUCCAGGAGUCUCCCUCCUCCUCUUGAAUCCAUGGAGAUCCCAGCAUACGCCUCCCCUUCAUGGAGCCACCUCUUCGCCUCUCCUCUCCUUUCCCCAUAUGACUUCAUCCCAGAAAACUAUGUCCAUUGGGCGCAGACCCAGGAGUGCCACAUCUUCUCUGCUGAUCUUCCAGGUGUGAGAAAAGAGGAGAUAAGAGCGGAAGUCGAGGACUCCAGGUACAUGAUCAUAAGAACGGAGGCUGCGGAGGAGUCGAGGGAGCCUGCCAGGAGUUUCAUGAGGAAGUUCAGGCUCCCUAACCUGGUGGAUGUGAACGGGAUUUCUGCUGGGUAUGAGGAUGGGGUCUUGACUGUCAAAGUGCCAAGGUCUCUCGCCAGGAGGGGUUUCCUUAUUGACCCUGCUGAUGUGCCCGAGAGACUUGAGGUUCUUGCUAGGGCAGCUUGAAAUUUAUCAAAAGAAAAGGUUGUUUCUAGUGAUUGAUGUUGUAUUAGGCUUCUCUAGGCGAUGGGUUUGAUUCUUGGACAUUUCUUGGAUUGUUGGGUUGUACAAAUUUUGAUUGGCAUGAAAUGGAGGACUUCCAACUCUGUUCUUCUUAA
Molecule: messenger RNA, 660 nt
Organism: Eucalyptus grandis
Lineage: Eukaryota; Viridiplantae; Streptophyta; Magnoliopsida; Myrtales; Myrtaceae
Product: 15.4 kDa class V heat shock protein
Exons: 2
Coding region: 98-508 (136 amino acids)
Biological process (GO): response to heat; protein complex oligomerization; response to hydrogen peroxide
Source: RefSeq, a predicted model, not a curated record